Branchiostoma floridae (Florida lancelet) is the source of this 2461-nucleotide messenger RNA. RefSeq names its product vegetative cell wall protein gp1-like. Lineage: Eukaryota; Metazoa; Chordata; Leptocardii; Amphioxiformes; Branchiostomatidae. The record is from RefSeq and is a predicted model, not a curated record.
CGACUCGGUCUCAGCUCCUCAAAAGACGCCUUGAGAUUUCAGAGAGAACACACGUCAUCAUCCAGGUAACCAUGGGUUACAAGCUAGCGAUGUUCCUGGGUCUGUCCACCCUCCUGAUGGUGCUAAUGGUGGACCCGGCAGAGUCAAUCAGACAGAAGAGGAUGGUGUCCCCCCAAGAGGCACGCACUCUUCUGGAACUGCUGGGGGUCCUGGUGGACGAUUCUUCCCCGCAGGAGGACGCCAUGGUCAGGAGGGGCGACGAGGAGGACGAGCAUUAUGAGGGGGAUGGCCACGACCACGACAACGACCUUGAGCUUCAGCGUCGCUUUUGGAAUCCUUGGUCUUUCUCCAAACCUGGCUCAAGCAAGCCUGAGUCAAGACCUCAGAUACCUCCUUGGUUCUGGCCUGUCUUGUGGUCGGGCUUUGCAGGUCGCCCUACGCCUGAGCCUGCAUCUGGAGCAGAGCCUGACUCUGAUCCCGAGGUUGUUCCUCCUUCUGAUGCCGAGGUUAACCCUCCUUCUGAUGCCGAGGGUAAUCCUCCUUCUAUUCCCGAGAUUGUCUUUCCUACUAUUCCCGAGAUUGUCAUUCCUGAUAUUCCCGAGGUUGUCUUUCCUACUAUUCCACAGGUUGUCAUUCCUGAUAUUCCCGAGGUUGUCCCUCCUUCUGAUGCCGAGGUUGUCCCUCCUUCUGAUGCCGAGGUUGUCCCUCCUUCUGAUCCCGAGGUUGUCCCUCCUUCUGAUCCCGAGGUUGUUCCUCCUUCUGAUCCAGACGCUGUCCCUCCUUCUGAUCCCGAGGGUAAUCCCCCUUCUAUUCCCGAGGUUGUCUUUCCUACUAUUCCCGAGGUUGUCAUUCCUGAUAUUCCCGAGGUUGUCUUUCCUACUAUUCCCGAGAUUGUCCCUCCUUCUGAUCCCGAGGUUGUCCCUCCUUCUGAUCCCGAGGGUAAUCCUUCUAUUUCCGAGGUUGUAUUUCCUACUAUUCCCCAGGUUGUCAUUCCCGAGAUUGUCCCUCCUUCUGAUGCCGAGGUUGUCCCUCCUUCUGAUGCCGAGGUUGUCCCUCCUUCUGAUCCAGACGCUGUGCCUCCUUCUGAUGCCGAGGUUGUCCCUCCUUCUGAUCCCGAGGUUGUCCCUCCUUCUGAUCCAGACGCUGUGCCUCCUUCUGAUGCCGAGGUUGUCCCUCCUUCUGAUCCCGAGGUUGUCCCUCCUUCUGAUCCAGACGCUGUGCCUCCUUCUGAUGCCGAGGUUGUCCCUCCUUCUGAUGCCGAGGUUGUCCCUCCUUCUGAUCCCGAGGUUGUCCCUCCUUCUGAUCCCGAGGUUGUCCCUCCUUCUGAUCCAGACGCUGUGCCUCCUUCUGAUGCCGAGGUUGUCCCUCCUGAUGCCGAGGUUGUCCCGACUUCUGAUGCCGAGGAUGUCCCUCCUUCUGAUCCCGAGGAUGUCCCUCCUUCUGAUCCCGAGGAUGAUCCUCCUUCUAUUCCCGAGGUUGUCUUUCCUACUAUUCCCGAGGUCGUCAUUCCUGAUAUUCCCGAGGUUGUCUUUCCUACUAUUCCCGAGGUUGUCCCUCCUUCUGACUCCGAGUCUGUCCCCGAGUCUGACCCCGAGUCUGGUGUUACAUCUGCCCCAGAACCUGCUGACCCCGAGUCUGACCCCGAGUCUGACCUCGAGUCUGACCCCGAGUCUGGUACUACAUCUGCCCCAGAGCCUGACCUCGAGUCUGACCCAGAGUCUGACCCCGAGUCUGGUGUUACAUCUGCCCCAGAACCUGACGCCGAGUCUGACCCCGAGUCUGACCCUGAGUCUGACCUCGAGUCUGUCCUCGAGACUGUCCUCGAGUCUGACCCCGAGUCUGACCCCGAGUCUGGUGUUACAUCUGCCCCAGAACCUGACGCCGAGUCUGACCCCGAGUCUGACCCCGAGUCUGACCUCGAGUCUGACCCCGAGUCUGGUACUACAUCUGCCCCAGAGCCUGACCUCGAGUCUGACCCCGAGUCUGACCCCGAGGCUGGUGUGACAUCUGACCCAGAGUCUGACCCCGAGUCUGACACUACGAAUGCACCUGAGCUUGAUCGGAGGGUGCUGAAUGACGUAGGCAGCCUUCUGGAGUUGCUGCGCAGGAUGAAGUCUCAGGGGAAGUGGAAAUGAGACGUCUAAUUCAGGAGCCCGGAAUGGUGAUGUCAUCCCGCCGCGUGCCGACCACCGUCCGGAACAUGCAGACGUGACUACAGAUCAGCUGUAAAGCUUUUAGCUGCUUUAGCUUCAAUAUAUAAUUAAUCAUUACAAGACUCAAUAGAAUAAGUUAGAGCUCAACAUUUAAAUUUUUGUGUUAAAAAACUUCAAAAUGGAUUGGUAUACAACACAGAUAAGCUUUCAUGCUAAUUUAGAUUUUAGUUUUUGGUAUAGACGCGAACUGACGCAUUCUUUUUAGUUAGGGCAUAGUGAUAUGAUUACUAAGUAUAUCGAUGACAUCA